GACCACUACGAAUCAGCCACGCAGACAGAAAGCUGUUUAACACACAUCAUAGACAUUUCAACAGCCAAGGAUAGUGUUGAUUUGCAAUUCUCAGUAUCAGCAUUUGUCAAGAGACAAAUGUUGUUCAACCAACUUCUAGCAAGACUUUUUUGAUGAAUGUUGUUGUGAAUGGGAAUGCUGGUGUCCCAGGAAAGAUGAAAGCUAUGGUUAGUUGGGUUGAGGCCCAGCAGGAACAGCAAACAGUAAAUUAGUAGCUAAGACAGAAGAAAUACUGGGAGAGAGAGGGAAACAGGAUUAAGUCACAUUUGACCAUGGGGAUCCGUAGAUUAGAUUGUAUGCACCUUAAUAAACGGAAGCACCCACACCCGCUGAGUGAACAUAUUUAAUAACAUUAUUUAUGAGCCUAAGUCUUGUAAUUCUUUAUUCUUUGCAACAACUGAGACAUCUCAUCAAGUUUAAAAUUGAAAAGAAAACUAUGGUUCACAUAAAAGGUCCAGCAAUGAUGUCAUCAGAUUGUCUCCAGUGAAUCACCAGCGAUAAUGUUGUCAAACGUGAUGCUGGGUGUCCUCCUGUCCCUCCUCAUCCUUCUGACUGUCGGCGGUAAUGUGCUGGUGUGCCUGGCUGUCUGCGCCUCUCGACGCCUCCGCUGCCUCACUAACUGCUUCAUUUUGUCGCUGGCUGUCACAGACUUGCUGCUCGGCCUCUUGGUCCUCCCUUUCUCUGCCCUCCUUCAGCUCAACGAUGAUUGGCCGCUUGGCCCGGUCUUCUGCAACUUCUACAUCUCCAUGGAUGUCAUGCUGUGCACUGCCUCCAUCCUCACACUCCUGGCCAUCAGUGUGGACCGCUACCUGGCAGUGACCAUGCCUCUGAGAUACACCUCACUGGUGUUGCCAUGGAGAGUUGCUGUGGCCAUGGCCAGUGUUUGGACAGUGUCUGUGGCCGUUUCUUUCUUGCCCAUCCAAAUGGGGUGGAAUACUGUUAAUGGGACAGUGCAGAACCGCGGGCCUUGGGCUCCAGAGAGGAAAUGUCGUUUUGAGCUGAACAGACCCUACGUGCUGACAGACUCUCUUCUCACUUUCUACCUGCCUCUGAUUGCUAUGUGCUGGACCUACCUCCGAAUACUCCGCAUUGCAAGGGCACAGGCCAAACGCAUUAUCAGUGCCCGGCCCACUUGCAUCACCACCUACAACUGCAGGAACAAUCCUUCCACCACUACCACUGUGGUUUCCAGUGUUACAGCAGUGGCUCUGCGGGAGCACAAAGCCACAGUGACACUGGCAGCAGUGAUAGGGGCUUUUGUGGUGUGCUGGCUGCCAUAUUUCAUUCUGUUCACAGUGUUGGGCCUUAAGGAGCAUCCAGAUCCUAGCACAGUACCAGAAUUUCCCAUUGUGUUGUGGCUGGGUUACACAAACUCAGCCCUCAACCCUAUCCUUUAUGGAGCCCUCAACAGGGACUUCAGGUCAGCCUACGCCCAUCUACUGAGAUGUCGAUGCCCCACUUACAGUGGGUGGAGGAGCCGACAGCCGUCUCCCACUGUAACAGCAGCCAGAGGAGAGCUUACAGAGGUGACACUGCUGUGUGGCCACACCCCUUCUACUUGUAGAGCUGGUCAAACAGAUGAAAACCUCAUGCUUCAAGAAAUGGACACCAGGACAGCCACAGCAACUAUCCAAUUUGCAAAUGGCACUUCUGCCACAGAUGUCAAUGGCAAUGAGAGCUCCUCUCUGGCCUUCCUACCCUCAGGGAGUGUGUCUAAUCGGUCACACUCCUGCGCCUGGGGCCAGACAGGUGGGGCUGGUGGCAUGAGGCUGGUGCCCCCCCUCCACCCUGAGGGGCCAGAAGGCCCAGCGAAGCAGGGUGCUGGAGUAGCUCCCUCUGCCAGGCACCAAAGCACUAUGGCUGGUGGCAGCUGGUCCUCCGUCCCUCCCUCCCCUCCUCCCCUGCAUAAGCGCCCCGCGGGCAGGCAACAGGAGGGGUGA
Morone saxatilis (striped sea-bass) is the source of this 1979-nucleotide messenger RNA. Its product is annotated as histamine H2 receptor-like. Bases 540 to 1979 code for a protein of 479 amino acids. NCBI's taxonomy places the organism in Eukaryota, Metazoa, Chordata, Actinopteri, Moronidae. Gene Ontology annotation, biological process: adenylate cyclase-activating adrenergic receptor signaling pathway. The transcript is spliced from 4 exons. Gene Ontology annotation, molecular function: G protein-coupled receptor activity. Gene Ontology annotation, cellular component: membrane. The record is from RefSeq and is a predicted model, not a curated record.